CAUGUUUAAUGAGAAAACUUCCUUUAUUUACAAGGAAUCAUUUAGUCUUUUCUGACUAAAAGAGACAAAGAUUAUGAGGAUAUUUUUUCGACAAAUCCAUCAACUUUUCAAUGUGAUGCCUCACUUUUACGCAACAGGUUCUAAAAGAUAAAUGUGACUGUGUCAACUCCGAUCAAUGUAGGAAAAAGAUGCAAUGCUGUCCCCGUUUUGGACCUUUGGCACCGAGCAGGAGAUCAACUCAUGGGAUGUAGUGGAUGCAGAGUCAGGUUCAACUUUGGCAAGGUGCUCUCCAAAGUCUCGGUGUUUUUUACCAUGGUCCUGAUCUUCACCUACUUCUUCUACUGCCUCACCGGAUUCUGUGAUUCGGCUCCGAGGACUUUAUACCGCCAACAAGUAUCAGACUAUGACGCUCUGGACGAUCAUCGCCGCGUUUUGGACGAGCUGCGACCAUCUCCCCGUCUCCUCCCGGACGCGGAGUCUCAGCGGAACCGCUCAGGCUCCGCGGACGCAGAGCAGGUGGACACACCCGGACAGUUUCCGCAACACAUGUUGGAGAGUGCAAACGAGGAGAGCGCACAGAGCAACGGCAUCCCCGUGUCCAACACUUUCGGCACCAAAAGGUUUCCGCAGGCGAUUAUAAUCGGCGUGAAGAAAGGAGGAACCCGCGCCCUGCUGGAGUUUCUCCGCAUCCACCCGGACGUGAGAGCGGUCGGUGCGGAGCCUCACUUCUUCGACAGGUUUUAUGAUAAAGGACUGGAGUGGUACAG
Messenger RNA from Notothenia coriiceps (black rockcod), 767 nucleotides. RefSeq names its product heparan sulfate glucosamine 3-O-sulfotransferase 3B1-like. The annotation marks the transcript as partial. Gene Ontology annotation, molecular function: [heparan sulfate]-glucosamine 3-sulfotransferase activity. NCBI's taxonomy places the organism in Eukaryota, Metazoa, Chordata, Actinopteri, Perciformes, Nototheniidae. The record is from RefSeq and is a predicted model, not a curated record. The transcript has a single exon.